UCUUUGUGUCGGGAUCCUUCCCAUUCACGGAGGGAAGUGGAGGAUCACGCUGCCUGGCUGGGACUUUACAGAGGCUCAGGAAAGAUGAACUGGCCCCAUUCCUGCAUCCCCUUUUGCUGGAUUUACUUUGCUGUUUCCAGACUGAGAGCUGUAGAAACAGCAGAUGGAAAAUAUGCUCAGAAGUUGUUUCGUGAUCUUUUUGAAGAUUAUUCUAAUGCUCUUCGUCCGGUGGAAGACACAGAUAAAGUCCUGAAUGUCACGCUGCAGAUUACACUUUCUCAGAUUAAGGAUAUGGAUGAAAGAAACCAAAUUCUGACCGCCUAUUUAUGGAUCCGCCAAAUCUGGCAUGACGCGUACCUCACGUGGGAUCGAGACCUGUAUGACGGGCUGGACACCAUCCGGAUCCCCAGCGACCUGGUGUGGAGGCCAGACAUUGUCCUGUACAACAAGGCUGACGAUGAAUCUUCAGAGCCUGUGAACACCAAUGUGGUCCUGCGACAUGAUGGCUUGAUCACCUGGGAUGCGCCAGCCAUCACCAAAAGCUCCUGUGUGGUGGAUGUCACCUACUUCCCCUUUGAUAACCAGCAGUGCAACCUGACCUUUGGCUCCUGGACCUACAAUGGCAACCAGGUGGACAUAUUCAAUGCCCUGGACAGCGGAGAUCUCUCUGACUUCAUUGAAGACGUGGAAUGGGAGGUGCGUGGCAUGCCUGCUGUGAAGAAUGUGAUCUCCUAUGGCUGCUGCUCGGAGCCUUACCCGGAUGUGACAUUCACUCUCCUUCUGAAGAGGAGGUCCUCAUUCUACAUCGUCAACCUCCUCAUCCCGUGUGUCCUCAUCUCUUUUCUGGCUCCCUUGAGUUUUUAUCUCCCAGCAGCCUCUGGGGAAAAGGUCUCCCUGGGAGUGACCAUCCUGUUGGCCAUGACUGUAUUCCAGCUAAUGGUGGCAGAAAUCAUGCCAGCCUCAGAAAAUGUUCCUCUGAUUGGCAAAUACUACAUAGCCACGAUGGCCUUGAUCACAGCUUCCACUGCCUUGACCAUUAUGGUGAUGAAUAUCCACUUCUGUGGGGCCGAGGCCCGGCCAGUGCCCCACUGGGCCAGGGUGGUCAUCCUGAAAUACAUGUCCAGGAUCUUGUUUGUCUAUGAUGUGGGUGAGAGCUGCCUCAGCCUGCACCAUGACAGGGAGCAGGACUACUUCAUGAAGGUUAAUGGCAAACUCCCAGAGUCUAACCUGAAAGCAACCAGAAACAAAGACCUUUCCAGAAAGAGAGAAAUGAACAAACUCUUAAAGAAUGACCUGGGGUGCCAGGGUGAGAACCCACAGGUUGCUGAUAGUUACUGUGCACGGUUCAGAAUGCUGACAGAGAAUAUUGAAUACAUUGCCAAGUGCCUCAAAGACCACACAGCCACCAAUUCCAAGGGGAGUGAAUGGAAGAAGGUUGCAAAAGUCAUAGACCGAUUCUUCAUGUGGAUUUUUUUCAUCAUGGUGUUUGUCAUGACCGUUUUGAUCACAGCAAGGGCAGAUUAGUAGGCAUUUGAUAUCUGGAGAGAAAUUAAUAGAAUUCCCUGUGAUCUACUCCAAUGUUCUUCCAAGUCAGAUUUUUGUUCAUGUGUAAUUUAGGGGUUAUGUUGUCUGUGCUUUUUAUUUUUAACUUCAAAUCAAUAUUGUACCUGUCAGGUUAAGUUAAGCAGGAGAUCCAAAAUUUCAAGGGUAGGAAGAUCAAGGAUAUUGGGAAGGAUCCUUUUUAUAGCCUACCAGAGUGGUGGGUGGCUGGCCUCUAGUUUAUACAAUUAUUCACCUCUUUAGCAGUGCAGAUAACAAAGUACAGCACAUUACUGUUUAAAAUUUAAAACAAAAAAGGUAAAACAAAACAAACUCAUUUUCCUCUUAGUCCCUAUUUAAACAUGCUUUUGAAAAAGGAUAUUAGUUGUGUAUACCUUAGUGUGAUUUAAGUCUCAAU
Galeopterus variegatus (Sunda flying lemur) is the source of this 1957-nucleotide messenger RNA. RefSeq names its product cholinergic receptor, nicotinic, alpha 9 (neuronal) (gene CHRNA9). The transcript has 5 exons. Lineage: Eukaryota; Metazoa; Chordata; Mammalia; Dermoptera; Cynocephalidae. Gene Ontology annotation, cellular component: postsynaptic membrane; synapse; neuron projection. Gene Ontology annotation, biological process: signal transduction; nervous system process; regulation of membrane potential. Gene Ontology annotation, molecular function: transmembrane signaling receptor activity; acetylcholine-gated monoatomic cation-selective channel activity. Bases 85 to 1524 code for a protein of 479 amino acids. The record is from RefSeq and is a predicted model, not a curated record.